Messenger RNA from Aspergillus tanneri, 738 nucleotides. RefSeq names its product negative cofactor 2 transcription regulator complex subunit BUR6 (gene nctA). The record is from RefSeq and is a predicted model, not a curated record. Gene Ontology annotation, molecular function: transcription coactivator activity; protein heterodimerization activity; transcription corepressor activity. NCBI's taxonomy places the organism in Eukaryota, Fungi, Ascomycota, Eurotiomycetes, Eurotiales, Aspergillaceae. Gene Ontology annotation, biological process: positive regulation of transcription by RNA polymerase II; transcription by RNA polymerase II; negative regulation of transcription by RNA polymerase II. Gene Ontology annotation, cellular component: nucleus; negative cofactor 2 complex. The transcript is spliced from 2 exons. Bases 1 to 738 code for a protein of 245 amino acids.
AUGACAGAUCAAGACAAUUCUUACCGACCCCGAUCACCCGAUUUUUCCACCUUUCAAACCCCCAUCUCUCCCUCCGUCUCCCAUCCCGCCUAUCCGUUGACCAGCCCAUUGGCUCACCGUGCCUCCUACGACGCAUCUCCGUUCUUCACCCCGCAAUACCAGCCUCCUCAGGCCCCGCCUACCAGGGUUCCUCAACAAUAUAUACCCCCGUUCACGGAGACGAAUUUAGACCCUACCGAGAUGGCCCGUCGAUCGUCUCGGAUUGCGCGUGUUGCCGAGGCAGCGCCCAUGGUGGAAACUAGAUACGCAGAGCCUAUGCUAUCUGAGGAACCACCCAAACCAGCUCCUAUAGUUGCACCUGUGGCGCCUGCAGCCAAUGUGGAAGUGAAGACGAAGUUUCCGGUUGCGCGUAUCAAGCGCAUCAUGCAAGCGGACGAGGAUGUCGGGAAGGUGGCUCAGGUUACUCCCAUCGCUGUUUCAAAAGCACUAGAACUCUUUAUGAUCUCCCUAGUCACCAAAGCGGCAAAGGAGGCCAAGGACCGCAAUUCGAAACGCGUUACCGCUACACAUCUGAAACAAGCCGUCGCCAAAGAUGAAGUUUUGGACUUCCUCGCGGAUAUAAUUGCUAAGGUCCCUGACCAACCCACGGGGAGGAAACAUGAUGAUGACAACAGUGAUCAAAAUGAGCAACCCAAACGAAAGCGCGGCGGGCGCCGACCGAAAGACGAUAGUGAUUAA